Messenger RNA from Scomber japonicus (chub mackerel), 3429 nucleotides. Its product is annotated as E3 ubiquitin/ISG15 ligase TRIM25-like. The record is from RefSeq and is a predicted model, not a curated record. Gene Ontology annotation, molecular function: zinc ion binding; protein binding. The coding region runs from base 1 to 3405 and encodes 1134 amino acids. The transcript has 2 exons. Lineage: Eukaryota; Metazoa; Chordata; Actinopteri; Scombriformes; Scombridae.
AUGACAGAGAAAGGAGAUCAGCUGGACCGGGAAACCUUCUCUUGCUCGAUCUGUCUGGAUCUACUGAAGGAUCCGGUGACUAUUAACUGUGGGCACAGCUACUGCAUGAACUGUAUUAAAAACUUCUGGGAUGAAGAGGAUGAGAAGAAAAUCCACAGCUGCCCUCAGUGCAGGCAGACCUUCACACCGAGGCCUGUCCUGGGUAAAAACACCAUGUUAGCAGCUUUAGUGGAGCAGCUAAAGAAGACUGGACUCCAAGCUGCUCCUGCUGAUCUCUGCAAUGCUGGACCUGAAGAUGUGGCCUGUGAUUUCUGCACUGGGAGGAAGCUAAAAGCCUUGAAAUCUUGUCUUAAUUGCCCAGCCUCUUACUGUGAGAAACACCUCCAGCUUCACUAUGAUGCAACUCCAUUUAAAAAACACAAGCUGGUCGAACCCUCCAAAACACUCCAGGAGAACAUCUGCUCUUGUCAUGAUAAGGUGAUGGAGAUAUUCUGCCGUACUGAUCAGCAGAGUAUCUGUUCUCUCUGCUCUGUGGAGGAACAUAAAGGCCACGACACAAUCUCAGCUGCAGCAGAAAGGACUGAGAGGCAGAGAGAGCUCGAGACCAGUCGACAAAACAUCCAGCAGAGAAUCCAGGACAGAGAGAAAGAUGUGAAGCUGCUUCAACAGGAGGUGGGGGCCAUAAGUCGCUCUUCUGAUAAAGCAGUGGAGGACAGUGAGAAGAUCUUCACUGAGCUGAUCCGUCUCAUCCAGAAAAGAAGCUCUGAUGUGAAGCAGCAGAUCAGAUCCCAACAGGAAACUGAAAUGAGUCGAGUCAAAGAGCUUCAGGAGAAGCUGCAGCAGGAGAUCACUGAGCUGAAGAGGAAAGACGCUGAACUGAAGCAACUCUCAUACACAGAGGAUCACAACCAGUUUCUACACAACUACCCCUCACUGUCACAAUUCAGUGAACUUACAGACUCAUCGAGCAUCAAUAUCCGUCCUCUGAGAUACUUUGAGGAUGUGACAGCAGCUGUGUCAGAGCUCAGAGAUAAACUACAGGACAUCCUGACAGAGAAAUGGACAGACAUCUCACUGACAGUCACUGAAGUGGACGUUUUACUGUCACAACCAGAGCCCAAGACCAGAGCUGAGUUCUUAAAAUAUUCAUGUGAAAUCACACUGGAUCCAAACACUGCAAACAAUUGGCUGUUAUUAUCUGAGGGAAACAGAAAAGCAACAUCCAUACAUAAAGAACAGUCUUACUCUCGUCAUCCAGACAGGUUCACUAGAUUGAUUCAGGUCCUGAGCAGAGAGAGUCUGACUGGACGUUGUUACUGGGAGGUGGAGUGGAGCGGGUUAGGAGUUUAUAUAGCAGUCACAUACAAGAAUAUCAGCAGAGUAGGGAACUCAAAUGAAUGUAAAUUUGGACACAAUGACAAAUCUUGGGGAUUAGCUUGUGACAAUAACCGUUAUGAGUUUUUGUUCAACAACAUCUCACCUCCCGUCUCAGGUCCUCGUUCCUCCAUAGUCGGAGUGUACCUGGAUCACACAGCAGGUAUUCUGUCCUUCUACAGCGUCUCUGAAACCAUGACUCUCCUCCACAGAGUCCAGACCACAUUCACUCAGCCUCUCUAUGCUGGAGUUUUGCUUUAUUGGUAUGGAAGCACAGCUGAGUUCUGUAAAAUCAGAGCUCAAACUAGUUUCACUGAGAAAUUGAGAGUCACACAGUUGUUGCUACUGAGAGUAGAAAUGGCAGAGAAAGGAGAUCAGCUGGACCGGGAAACCUUCUCUUGUUCGAUCUGUCUGGAUCUACUGAGGGAUCCAGUGACUAUUCCCUGUGGACACAGCUACUGCAUGAGCUGUAUUAAAAACUUCUGGGAUGGAGAGGAUCAGAAGAAAAUCCACAGCUGCCCUCAGUGCAUGCAGACCUUCACACCGAGGCCUGUUCUGGGUAAAAACACCAUGUUAGCAGCUUUAGUGGAGCAGCUGAAGAAGACUGGACUCCAAGCUGCUCCUGCUGAUCACUGCUAUGCUGGACCUGAAGAUGUGGCCUGUGAUGUCUGCACUGGGAGGAAGCUGAAAGCCUUCAAAUCUUGUCUGAAUUGUCCAGCCUCUUACUGUGAGAAACACCUCCAGCCUCACUAUGAUGUAGCUCCAUUAAAGAAACACAAGCUAGUCGAACCCUCCAAAACACUCCAGGAGAACAUCUGCUCUCGUCAUGAUAAGGUGAUGGAGAUUUUCUGCCGUACUGAUCAGCAGAGUAUCUGUUCUUUCUGCUCUGUGGAGGAACAUAAAGGCCACGACACAAUCUCAGCUGCAGCAGAAAGAACUGUGAGACAGAGAGAGCUCGAGGCCAGUCGACAAAACAUCCAGCAGAGAAUCCAGGAUAGAGAGAAAGAUGUGAAGCUGCUUCAACAGGAGGUGGUGGCUGUCACUCGCUCCGCUGAUAAAGCAGUGGAGGACAGUGAGAAGAUCAUCACUGAGCUGAUCUGUCUCAUCCAGAAAAGAAGCUCAGAUGUGAAGCAGCAGAUCAGAUCCCAGAUGGAAACUGAAGUGAGUCGAGUCAAAGAGCUUCAGGAGAAACUGCAGCAGGAGAUCACUGAGCUGAAGAGGAAAGACGCUGAACUGAAGCAACUCUCAUACACAGAGGAUCACAAUCAGUUUCUACACAACUACCCCUCACUGUCACAACUCGUUGAACAAACAGAUUCAUCCAGCAUCGAUGUCCGUCCUCUGAGAUACUUUGAGGAUGUGACAGCAGCUGUGUCAGAGCUCAGACAUAAACUACAGGACAUCCUGACAGAGAAAUGGACAGACAUCUCACUGACCAUCACUGAAGUGGACGUUUUACUGCCACAAACAGAGCCCAAGAUCAGAGCUGGAUUCUUGAAAUAUUCAUGUGAAAUCACACUGGAUCCAAACACAGCAUACAGCAGUCUGUUAUUAUCUGAGGGAAACAGAAAAGCAACACGCAUGGGUAAAGAUCAGUCUUACUCUAGUCACCCAGACAGAUUCACUGGAAAGAUUCAGGUCCUGAGUAGAGAGAGUCUGACUGGACGUUGUUACUGGGAGGUGGAGUGGAGUGGGAGAGGAGUUUAUGUAGCAGUCGCAUACACGAAUAUCAGCAGAGGAGGGAGCUCAAAUGAAUGUGGAUUUGGACACAAUGAUAAAUCUUGGGCAUUAUAUUGUGACAAAAACACUUAUAAGUUUUGGUUCAACAACAUCUCAACUCCCGUCUCAGGUCCUUGUUCCUCCAGAGUCGGAGUGUACCUGGAUCACACAGCAGGUAUUCUGUCCUUCUACAGCGUCUCUGAAACCAUGACUCUCCUCCACAGAGUCCAGACCACAUUCACUCAGCCUCUCUAUGCUGGAGUUAGGGUUCAUUGGUAUGGAGACACAGCUGAGUUUUGUAACCUCAAAUAGACAGAAACCAUUUCAGACUUCAUG